AUGUGGGUAGCUGAGGAGCUUGUCGCAUGCCUCGCAUGGAUUGUGGUUCCGGGGAAAACAACCAUGUUAAAUACCAUCGCUGGGAGAACAAUUGCACAGUCAGGGGAGAUAACUCUGAACCAACAGAAGCUCACCAAACUUUUGCGGCAAAGAAUGUGCUAUGUUCUGCAAGAUGAUCUCUUCUUCUCCAAGCUGACGCUGUGGGAGACACUCUAUUUUGCGGCCAUGAUCCACCUGCCUGACAAGAUGCCUCGCUCAGAAAAGUUGUCAAGAAUUGACCAGAUCAUUGCUGCCCUUGACCUUGAGGAUUGUAAGAAUACAGCUAUUGGAGAUCAGAUCCAGCGAGGUUUGUCUGGAGGGGAGAAAAAGAGAGCCAGCAUCGCGUGCCAGCUUCUAACGGAUCCUGACAUCAUGCUGCUAGAUGAGCCGACAUCAGGACUGGACUCCAGCACGGCCUACACGUUGAUGCAGCUGUUGAAGAAGUACACGGCGGAGAGCAACAAGGCCGUCAUCGUCACCAUCCACCAGCCAGCCAGCCAGAUCUUCCACAUGUUCAGCAGGCUUCUUCUGCUGGCCAAGGGCCAGGUUGCAUAUUUUGGGGCUGCAGAGAAGACUCUCGAUUUCUUUGAAGGAGUUGGUCUGAUCUGUGAACCUCACUACAACCCAGCGGACUUUAUACUGGAGACUGUGAAGAGGGAUGAAGCAACAAUGCAGACCAUAUUGAAAGCAGCUGAGGACAAGAGGUUCACAGAGGAAUGGCCGUUAGACCUGAGAUGGACUGCUGGAGACAGACACAAAACCCUCGAUGCUGGCUCUCUGUCCAUGAUAUACGAGUUUGAGACAGGCAGCCUUGAGGGUCAGAAUGGCUUUGUUCCUGGGUCAAACACUCAUGAUGGCGCUGUUGUGGCCAUCAACUACUCAAAGAGAGAUCUAGAAGAUGGACUUAAUGUGGAAUCUGUUAAAACCGAGGUUGUCUCCCCUGAAAGUACGUCGCGUUGGCCAACUUGUUUCUGGACUCAGUAUAAAAUGCUGAACUGGCGGACAUUCAAGCAAUCUCGGGGCCGCAUCCUGUCUAAGUACGCCAUUUCAAACGCCUUGAUCCUGGCCACCGUGGUGGGCAUCCUGUGGUUCCAGAUGGAGCGCACACACAAAAACAUCCGGGACAGGAUGGGCAUGAUUUUCUUCGUUGUGAUAUUCUGGGGUCUCUCUCCUGUCUUUGAUGGGAUAACAUCAUUCCCGUCCGAACGGCCAAUCAUUCUGAAGGAGAGGGCAGCAGGGUCGUAUCGACUGUCAGCUUACUACCUGGCCAAGAUGACCAGUGAGUUGCCGCUGGUCAUGAUCUUGCCGACCGUAGCAACCACCAUCAUCUACUGGAUGGCGGGGAUGAAGGGUGUGGGCGAGUACUUCGCAACGGUGGGGAUCAUCAUUCUUAACGCAUUGAAUGGACAGGGAAUUGGUCUGUUAAUUGGUGCCGGGAUCUGGAACAUGCAACUGGCCUUGACCGUCACAUCGACCUCCAUGCUCUCCAUGCUGCUCCUAGGAGGUUUCUACACCACUACAUUUCCACCCUGGUUGUUCUGGGCUCGAUACAUCUCGAUCUUCAGCCAUCCCUUCAGUGCCCUCUCCAUACUGGAGUUCUCUGACACUCCACCCAUUCCAUGUGCCAACGUGACGGUAACAGAGUACCCAAGAUGCGGACAGAACGGAACCGAGUUCAUCACAGCAGAGAUGCUGCUGAUCGACUCUGGCACAGUGCUGCCGAUAUACUUAUACAUACUGGCACUGCUUAUAUUCACUAUCAUGUUCAGGAUUGUUGGUUACUGGGUGCUCCGCUUCCGCAGCAAGCCCCACUGAUCCUUCAAAACGUAUUUGUUAUGAAAAUAUACCUUAGAAAAGAAGACUAGUUUUGAACAAAAUAAUGGGGCACUUUGGAAAUUCUGCCUUGUGUCUCUGAUAUGAAUAUUUUCAGGAAACUUUGCUCAUAUGUCUCAAGAGAUAUGUUGUACCUAUAGUUUCUGGUCAUGGUAUUCAGUUACCAUUAUAGCCGUCAUAUAUGUUUCCAUAACAUCUAGGAAUCUGACCAGGAGUCAACAACAGACAGACCCAUUGCCCGGUGUGAUCUUAAAACUGUUUGUUGACUGAUGUAGCCUGUACUCAACAUCAUUACAGUUUAUUUGGUUUUGUAACUCAUUCUGAAGAUCAUCACAGUUAAUUCGGUUUUGUUACUCAUACUUAUGAUAAUCUUAGUUCAUUGAUUGUCGUAAUUUAUACUUAUG
Molecule: messenger RNA, 2276 nt
Organism: Haliotis rubra (blacklip abalone)
Lineage: Eukaryota; Metazoa; Mollusca; Gastropoda; Lepetellida; Haliotidae
Product: ABC transporter G family member 22-like
Exons: 14
Coding region: 1-1854 (617 amino acids)
Cellular component (GO): plasma membrane
Molecular function (GO): ATP binding; ATP hydrolysis activity; ABC-type transporter activity
Source: RefSeq, a predicted model, not a curated record